CAUCAUCAAAAAGGGUUGUUAUCAUUGAAAGCGGGGGAAGCGGGGGGUUGUUCUGUCGGUUUUUUCUUUCCUUUCCUUUUGAAUCUUUUCCAUUAUUGCACCGCUUUUCUCUGCCAUAUAUCUCCCCACUCUUCUUUUAUAAUAAAUCGAAUAAAUGUAUUUAACACUCAAAUCAGUCGUUCAAAGCUCUAGUCUACUCAAGAAAAUUUUAACCCCUGUCGCCAAUGCUUAUGCUGGUGCAGCUUCCUAUAGAAAGAUUGGUCUUAGAUAUGACGAUCUAAUCUCUGAAGAAAGUGAAAUCGUACAAGAAGCACUUCGUCGUCUUGAGAUUGCCGAACCUCGUGCAGCCUACGAUCGUGCUUAUCGUAUUCGUGUUGCUCAACAAUGCUCUAUGACGCAUCAACUUUUACCAAAGAACCAAUGGGUGAAAGAAACAGAGGAUACUAGAUAUCUUCAACCCUACAUUGACGAAGUUGCAGCCGAGCGUGUCGAACGUGAAGCCUUUGAUAACAUCAAGAUGCCCGCUAGACAUUAGAGAAGGAAGAGACGAUAACAAAAGAAAAUUAACCAAUAGCUAAUCCCAUUUGUUCACUUAUGCUGCCCAGCCUAUUAUUUAUACACACUACUGACGAUUAAAGAGAAAGCACAAAAAAAAAACAUAUAAAAAAAAAAAGAAAGGAUUCAAUGUCGAACCCAUUUUUUUUAUUCUUUUUUUUUUCCAAGAUGCACUUGUCAAGUA
Molecule: messenger RNA, 739 nt
Organism: Mycotypha africana
Lineage: Eukaryota; Fungi; Mucoromycota; Mucoromycetes; Mucorales; Mycotyphaceae
Product: cytochrome b-c1 complex subunit 7
Exons: 3
Coding region: 155-535 (126 amino acids)
Biological process (GO): mitochondrial electron transport, ubiquinol to cytochrome c
Source: RefSeq, a predicted model, not a curated record